Hypomesus transpacificus is the source of this 2128-nucleotide messenger RNA. RefSeq names its product guanine nucleotide binding protein (G protein), alpha transducing activity polypeptide 2 (gene gnat2). Bases 220 to 1314 code for a protein of 364 amino acids. NCBI's taxonomy places the organism in Eukaryota, Metazoa, Chordata, Actinopteri, Osmeriformes, Osmeridae. Gene Ontology annotation, molecular function: GTP binding; GTPase activity; G protein-coupled receptor binding. Gene Ontology annotation, biological process: adenylate cyclase-modulating G protein-coupled receptor signaling pathway; detection of chemical stimulus involved in sensory perception of bitter taste. The record is from RefSeq and is a predicted model, not a curated record. Gene Ontology annotation, cellular component: photoreceptor outer segment; photoreceptor inner segment; heterotrimeric G-protein complex. The transcript is spliced from 9 exons.
ACAGAGAGCGUCCUGCAUCUGAACAGAGACCGGACACUAUUACGUCUUGACCCUUAAGAAGUGACUACCUGAUCAUCUUAGUGUUUGAGAAUUUGAAGACACCAGGAACGCGCAAGCACUUCCUAGACGGGCAAUCCCCUUCCAUUUGGAAAUUGAUUUGCAGCACGAAUAGUGUCUGCAACCCAUUUCUCUGUAAGCUAAGUUCAGAGAAUCGUCAAAAUGUCUUACCUCGAGGACCUUGAUUUGGAUGAGGAGGAAGAAAUGGGCAGUGCAGAGGACAAGGAAUUGGCAAAGAAAGCCAGGGAGUUGGAAAGGCAACUCACGGAAGAUGCUGACAAGGAUUCUAAGACAUUCAAGCUAUUAAUGCUUGGUGCUGGUCAGGCAGGGAAAAGCACCGUUGUAAAGCAAAUGAAGAUUCUUCAUCAAGGUGGUUAUACGAAAGAAGAAAAAUUGGGGUUUCGAGGCAUCAUCUAUGGCAACAUCCUGCAAUCUGCUCUGGCCAUCAUCAGAGGCAUGGAUACGUUGGGCAUCGAGUAUGGAUCACCAGCUGCAGCUGAAGACGGCCAUAAGCUGCAUAACCUGUCAGACUCCACUGAAGCAGGAACAAUGCCCACUGAGCUGGCUGAAGUCAUCAAGAGGCUGUGGAAGGACCCUGGUGUGCAGGCCUGCUUUGAGAGAGCUGCUGAGUAUCAGCUAUAUAGCUCUGCACCCUACUACCUCAGUGAGCUGGACCGGAUCACCAAGCCAGAUUAUGUGCCCAAUGACCAGGAUGUGCUGCGAUCUCGAGUCGAGACCACUGGUAUUGUUGAGGAGCAUUUUUUCUGCAAAGACGUGCACUUCAGGAUGUUCGAUGUCGGUGGCCAGCGGUCAGAGAGGAAGAAGUGGAUCCAUUGUUUCGAGGGUGUGACCGGCAUCAUCUUCUGUGCAGCCAUCAGUGCAUAUGACAUGGUGCUGGUAGAGGACGAGGAAGUGAACCGCAUGCACGAAUCUCUCCAUCUGUUCAACAGUAUCUGCAACCACAGGUUCUUUGAAUCAACCUCCAUUGUGCUUUUCCUCAACAAGAAGGAUAUUUUUGAGGACAAGAUCAAGAAGGUUCACCUCAGUAUCUGCUUCCCAGACUAUGAUGGGCCAAACACAUAUGACGAUGCCUGCUCCUAUGUCAAGUCACAGUUUGAGGAGCUGAACAUGAAAAAGGGCACUAAAGAAAUCUACUCCCACUUGACCUGUGCCGUGGACACAAAGAACAUCGAUACUGUGUUCGGAGCCGUGACAGACGUCAUCAUCAAAAACCUAAAGGAUUGUGGCCUUUUCUGAGCGGCUUGAGAAAAAAAAAAAAAGAAUAUCUUUCCCUUCCUUUAACCUUCACCUGACACAUUGGCAUUGUUUGGGAGCUGUACCGGUGUGGAGCACAGAGAGAAGUACCAGGACGUCUGGCUGCUACAUAAACGUUGUUGAUCCCACGAGAGGCCCUGGGUUACCGAUACUCCUCUCACGUCAUUCUCAUGUAUGACUCUGCUACACAGUGCAUUCAAAGUCCAACUGGAUUGAAACACCAACCAACAAGUCCCAAUACCCUUAUGCCCAUGCAGUAAUUUUUUUUUUAAGAAAAGUAAUUGAAUUUGAGGGUUUUUUCUGUGCUGACAGAAAUCUAAAUCCUGUCGAAUCCUGACAAAGAAAAAUGAUUACUUUGAAUAGCAACAUUACAGCAUUGUUUCUUGUCUGAAGUACAGUAGUCUCUGUGGUCUCACUUUCUUAACUUGUUAAAGUUGCUAAAUAGGUAUCACAGAUAUUCCAAGUACAAGUACAUAUGUUCAGAUUUCAAACAAAACUGUAUUCUAAUUCAAACUAUUCUAAUAGUUUGAAUGUGUUGCAUUACACAAUCUAACAUUUAAUGUAAACACUACUUUUUAAAGGAUGAAACAUGGUAGGUAAAUUAGAUACUUUGUAAAUAAGAGUAGAUAAAUCCCUAUAUUUUGAAAGUCAACUUACAAAUAUGGAAUACCAUGAAAGAAGGAAAUACUACAGCCACGUCGCUUUGUUAAGAAGCUGGAAUCUGUAAAUCUGUUUUUUUUUGUGAAUUGUAGAGCCGUGAAAUAAAAGAUGCAUUAACUUAAUUUCUGUUUAUCAU